Molecule: messenger RNA, 4682 nt
Organism: Gadus morhua (Atlantic cod)
Lineage: Eukaryota; Metazoa; Chordata; Actinopteri; Gadiformes; Gadidae
Gene: snx19a
Product: sorting nexin 19a
Exons: 12
Coding region: 1020-3794 (924 amino acids)
Cellular component (GO): intracellular membrane-bounded organelle
Molecular function (GO): phosphatidylinositol binding
Source: RefSeq, a predicted model, not a curated record
CUUUUGUUAUAUUAUUUAGAAAUUCUUAAAAUUGUACUAAAAUAAUCCUAACGCGGGCUGGGGAUGUGGCAAGAUCUGGCAGGCAUCGUCACUUAAAUCGAUAGACUCCCACGCAGAUUAGAGAAACAAAUGAAAUCUCAGUCACUUAAAUGAAAUUUAAGUGAGUGAGACAAUAUAAAAAAAAGGUUCUAUCCCUCACUUUUGUGAUUAACCCAGAUAACACACCACAAUGUAUCCUUGCCAUCUUGCCGUCUCUAUGCCGUUCCAUCCCUUGUCUAUGCUUUCUGCCCCCUGGUUGUUUGCCCAUCACCUGUUACAAUGCCCGGAGACCUGUGUAUAGUGAACUGUGGCCUUCCCCCCUCCAGAUGAUGAAAAGCUCAGCGAUCCUGAGUCUGUACAUUGUUAACGUCACAAUGAGGCACUCGGGGGCCUGUUUGAGGCAUGGGAAUCAGAAGAAUGGUCUUCAUUAGUGACUGGUUUUCAGCUUUGGAUGAAGGGCAAAUUGCCAACAGACAACUCUUUUCAAAGUACCAAUAUUUAUUAUAAGUAAAUUAUAAGUAAAAUGGAAGGUAAAUGGAAGUAGCUUGAAUAAGUUUCCACCCCAAUUACAUUAUUUAUAUUUAUAUGCCAUUUGCACAUUUACACAAAAAAAACGUUCCCGCCAAUAACUUCAAUUUCAAUUAGAAUUUGAGCAAGACCAGAAAUGAGAAAUAGAGAGCAACUGAGAGACCCCCAGUUGUAGCAGUAGUAGUAGUAGUAGCCUUAUAGUACUAAUAGUAGCAGUAAUAGUAAUAGCAGUGUUAUAUUUCUAAAUGGCCUUUGCUUGGAGGGCAGACCCUCCCCUUUUGUGGACAUGUGAGACAUGUCUGGUGUUAACCCAGUAGAUUAGUGUGUUAAUCUAUGUUACAGGAUUAGGAAGAGCUACUCUGUCUAGGAGUGGCUUCCUCUAGCGUUAUGUUUUUCCUGUAUCUUCCAGUUUGAGUGCUUCUGUACAUCUACAGUUCCAUUCCAUCGGACCAAUGGCUCCGCCCAGACGCCCGGGCACCUGGGUGCUGUCGGAGUCGCUGUGCCAGAGGAAGCUGCUGCUGCUGGCGGCUCUGGUGGCCUGGCUGGUCCUCUUCCACCUGCUGGUCAACGUCUGGCUGCUCUGCGUCUUCACCAGCCUGCUGGUGGUCCUGGGGGGCUGGCUGGGAUCCCGGGCUGCCCUUGACGCCAACAGCCUCCUGCACCUGGAGCACUUCCUGCCCCUGGGCAAGUCCCAGCCGCCGCCGCUGCCCUCGGCGGAGGACGAGCACCGGCUCGACCACGAGAUCCACGGCGCCGUGCACAAGGCGGUGCGGGACUUUGUGUCGUCCUGGUACCGCACCCUGCUGCCCGACUCACUGGACGGGGAGUUUGAGCGGCAGGUGCGCGCCACCAUGCUGGAGUCGGUGACGGAGCUGAAGGAGCGCGCCCGGCGGCUGGACCGCAAGGCGCUGGUGCAGAGGCUGCUGGAGCUGUGCGGCGGCCACCUGCAGAGCUACAUGGCGGCCAGGAAGACGCAGGCGGAGGCAGGGGAGGGAGCCGGGGAGCCGGGGAGCCUGUGGCGGCUGUACAGCCAGGCCAACCGCGCGCCUCACCCCAGCCUGCGGAGCGCGGCGGCCGAGGCCAGCUACUCGCGCGCGCUGGUCAACGUGGCGCUGCACGUGCUGGUGCCCUACCCCCACAUGGAGUCCCCCACGGGGGGGUACAUGGUGUCGGAGCUCAUCACCUGCAACGUGCUGCUGUCGGUCAUCGGCCGCAUGUCCGACCCCGACUGGCUCUACCAGACCAUCGUGGACGUCUUCACCAAGUCCAGGGAGCCCCAGCCGGACGGCGAGGCGGUGGACGGUCUCUACAGGAGGCCGGGGCAGCACGAGUCCUGGGCCACCUGCUGCUCGCUCUCCUCCGACCGAAGCGGCCCCUCCUUCAGCCUCUCCGACACGGAUGACCCCGAGGCCUCCGACAGCCCUGCCCGCCGCCGCCGAGAUCUGUCGCCGGGCAGCGCUGUCAGCCUGACGAGCGCCGAGAACGCGGAGGUCUGCCGCGUGGGUCUCUCACCCUCGCGCGCCAAUCGCCUCUACGCCGAGUCCGACCGAUCGUCAGAGUCCAAAGUGUUUUCGGCGGAGUGGCUGACGCAGAGCGAGUCAGAGGACGAGGAGGAGGGAUUCUGCGACUGCGCUCCUCCCACCAAUUUCUGCAAUGCGAUGGCCCUCAAGGACGAGGAGGCCCCCGGCUGCUUCCCGCCCCUGCGGAGCCUGGGGCCCAAGCCGAUGGGGGUGUCGGAGGUCUCUCAUUGGCCAGCGGGGAUUGGUCAAGAACCACCUCCCGUCUCUCCCUCGAGAGGAUUGGGUCUGCCCCUGAUCCACCACACCUUUGAGGUGCCCAACCGCAGCAACGUAACACACAUUAGCAUACAGAAUGUACAAAUCACCGGCACCAGCACAGCCAAAGAGCAACGAGGCAACAGCAGCCACCCCUACACGCUCUACAUCGUGAAGUACGAGGCCGUGGUGGACUCUGAGUGCCAGAGUCUUUUGCAGCCCGCGACCCCGCACACCACCUCACACACGGUCAACCGCCGUUACAGCGAGUUCCUCAACUUACAAACCCGUCUGGAAGAGAGGCCGGAACUCAAGAAGUUCAUCAAAAAUAUCAAAGGCCCUAAGAAACUGUUCCCGGACCUCCCGUUCGGCAACGCUGACCUCGACAAGGCAGAGAGUCGCAAAGGCCAGCUGGAUACAUUCCUCAAACAACUCUGCAGCAUCCCUGAGACGGCCAACAGCGAGGACAUGCGGGAGUUCUUGGCUCUCCACACAGACUGUGGUGGGUCCUUUGACAAAAGACCCUUGGCUAAAUCCAGAAUCGAUAAGAUGGUGGUGAACGCUCUGGACACGCUGAAGACGGCGUUCCCCCGCUGCGAGCCCCCCAGCCCCACCGAGGACCUGGAGGGGGACGCGGACGGAAGGACGGUGGACAACAGAAAAUACAGUUUACAGAGGUUGCGCUUCCCCAGUAAAAUCUCCCCUACUCUCAACAUCCCUGAGUUGGAACCUAAAGUGUCCUACUGCUUCAGUGAAGGCUGCACUGUCCUGAACGGUCUGUCCCUGGCCGGGCUGGAGCGCUUCACCCAGGAGCAGGAGAGACUGGUGUGUACGCCCAGAGAGACCAGAGCGAGCAGGCGUCCCAGGAGCAGGAGCACAGAGGACCUCAGCGUCCGCCGGACCUCAGUGAAGCCCCGCGGAACAGACACUGCGGUGGCGGAUGUGGUGCUGAACAUCAUGUGUCUGCUGAUGGAGGACAACUGGAGCUGGCUGUGCACAGAGAACGUCCAGAAGGCCAUACGCCUGCUGUUCGGCACUUUCAUCGAGAGGUGGCUGGAUGUGGCCGUGGCGCGCCUAACCAGCGCCCCCUGCUGGGUGCUCUACCUACAGGUGCUGCAGGAGGCCGUGUGGCCUGGCGGCACGCUGCCGGCCCAGCCGCGGCCUGAGCGCAGCGCUUCCCAGAGGCUCCACACCAAACAGCAGUGUCUGGAAUGCCUCGUUCAGCUGCUCCCGGAGAUCAUCAGAGACAUGCUGGGAAACGAGAAGUACAGACUGAGCUUGGAGACCAUGCUGGAAUCUCUCCAGGACCAUCAGAUCAACAAACACUUGGUGUACUGUGUCUGUGACCUGUUGAUGGAGUUCCUGAUCCCCGAGUCCUCAGACGAGUCCUUCCGUCGGUCUCUCCUCAACAGCCUGUCCAACUACAGUGCGAGGGAGGCGCAUUCGUUGUAGGCACCAGGUGGCAGACCUCUGUCAUGGGUGGAGGUGGGCUGAGCCAGAUUGAAGCCAGACAGCUCAUUGGACCAAUCAGAACUGUCAGGAGACGGACCUCCAACCUCGGCUCUCUACAGCCUUUAUGCAAACAAUCAGUAACAAUGGAUGGCGUUGAUUGUGUUGAUUGUACACCAACGACGACGCCAGAGUGCUGACGGCAGACUGCGGGCGCGUUCCAAAACCAUUCCCUACAUCCGGUUGCUAGUUCCUGGUACCUCCAAGGAGACGAGUUGGAAGUAGCUAGUGGUCAAGCAGAAGGAAAAGGAUCAGUCUGGAGAUGAGACAGCUGCUUUAGAUUUAUUAAAGACUCAUCGACUGUCCUGGGCCAAUCACAACCUCCAGACUUGCUUUUCGGUGUAUGUCUAAUGACGGAGUUGUAAUACCGUAUUUACUUGAUGUGUAGAAUACUCUGAAAUAUACUCUGACCUAAGCUGCUUCGGCGGAGGCACCAAGCAGCUUCUCUACUGUGUUCUGGGAUAGAGGAUAAGAUCGGGCGAUUUGGGAACCGCGACUAUCGGAGGUCGCUCCCAGGAGAGCUAUGUUAGUUCUUUAACUCAUUAUUACUUAUCACCACUGGACUAUUGUUACAACAGAGCACUAUCACUGCUAUACAUUUCCUUUAUAUAUUCCCCUUGUGACUGGCUGUUGCUGUGGAAAAUAUAUGUUAUACAAAAAUUAUUAUAACUCAGGGAUAGAAGAAAGUUUAUUCUUUCAAGUUAUAGAAAAAGUGCAACUCUGCAUCUAUGUAUACCAGACCUCCUCCUCAGACUGUUUUGAGUACUCAGGAUAAGUGCCUGGAGGUGUUGUUUCCAACAGUUCAGCACUCAUAAAAAUAUGUUGUGGGUU